Messenger RNA from Pundamilia nyererei, 2210 nucleotides. RefSeq names its product Golgi phosphoprotein 3. Gene Ontology annotation, cellular component: Golgi cisterna; trans-Golgi network; cytosol. Lineage: Eukaryota; Metazoa; Chordata; Actinopteri; Cichliformes; Cichlidae. Gene Ontology annotation, molecular function: phosphatidylinositol-4-phosphate binding. The record is from RefSeq and is a predicted model, not a curated record. Gene Ontology annotation, biological process: retrograde vesicle-mediated transport, Golgi to endoplasmic reticulum; Golgi to plasma membrane protein transport; Golgi organization. The transcript is spliced from 5 exons. Bases 292 to 1173 code for a protein of 293 amino acids.
UUUAUGGGGCAGCUCAGAGGUUAUGUAGCACAUAUUUCCCGCUGUGCUCUGUUGUAUGCACGAGGCCGGAGGCGUCCGCGGAUCACUCCGGGCCACGUUUUUACGUCACCUGCCACCAUGUUGGAUCCGGAAGUGGGCAGAGUCUGCAGGAAUCUCGAGCCCAGCUGAACGUUAGCCGUCGGCUUCGCUCGAUCGGUCCACCGCUUUCCGAUUUUCACCUCUAACCUUCAGGUUUCUUGCUGGUCGAAGUCGGGGCCUUUCUUCGGAUUUUAUCGUUUUUCGGCAUCAGCUAUGAGUACUCUCACGCAGAGAACAUCGGGCCUCGUCCAGCGGCGGACCGAGGCCAUUCGCAGCGCCGCCGCCGAAAAGGAGAAGGAGUCCGGCGGUGAGGAGGACGAAGUGCGCCGCGGGGAGGAGGAAGACGACGACAAAGGGGACUCAAAGGAGACCAGACUGACGCUAAUGGAGGAAGUGUUGCUCUUGGGCCUCAAGGACCGAGAGGGCUACACGUCUUUCUGGAACGACUGUAUUUCUUCCGGCCUUCGAGGUUGUAUGCUUGUAGAGCUGGCUCUCAGAGGGAGGUUACAGCUGGAGGCGUCCGGUGUGCGAAGGAAAAGCCUGCUGGCAAGAAAGGUGAUCUGCAAGUCAGAUGCUCCAACAGGAGACGUGAUGCUGGAUGAGGCCUUGAAACACAUUAAAGAAACUCAGCCUCCAGAGAAUGUCCAGAGCUGGAUAGAGCUACUGAGUGGCGAGACCUGGAAUCCGCUCAAGCUGCACUAUCAGCUGCGAAAUGUCAGAGAACGUCUGGCCAAAAACCUGGUGGAGAAAGGUGUCCUCACCACAGAGAAGCAGAACUUCUUGCUUUUUGAUAUGACCACGCAUCCGCUUACCAACAGUACCAUUAAACAGCGCCUUGUCAAGAAGGUCCAGGACUCUGUUUUGGAGAAGUGGGUCAACGAUCCCCACCGCAUGGACAAGCGGGUUCUGGCCCUGAUUCUGCUGGCUCACUCGUCCGAUGUUCUUGAGAAUGCCUUCGCCCCGCUCCAAGACGAACAGUACGACCUCGCCAUGAAGAGGGUUCACACUCUGCUAGAGCUGGAGCCCGAGAAAGAGAGCGCUAAGCCCAAUGUCAAUGAACUAAUGUGGGCCGUGGUGGCCGCCUUUACUAAAUGAAAGCACCUGAUUGGUUGGACUGAAAGGUGGUCUGUAUUAUUUAAUUGGCUGAAGGACUUAAUGAGACAGACUUCACUCUAAUGAGACAAUCUGUUUUGGUUGGGGAGCUUGUUUAGACAUCUCUUCUGGAUGAUAUUUUGGUGGUAGUCCAUAUUAACACACAGUCUUGAUCGGUGGUGGGCUUCACCAAGCUAACAGUGGGACGGGCUAGAUGACUCUCUAAAAUGGAAACGACUGGCUGCUUUCACACAAGUGAGGUACAUCAUCUGCCACUGCAAAGGAUAUACUUAUACAAACAUCAACACUACAUACAGGUGGGUUUCUAUUCGUUAGAUGACAUCGGAGAGCACAGUAGCUGGCAACAGUAGUCAUGGUGAAUAUGAAGAUAUUGACUGGGGCCGAGUUUCCCUUCAGCGCAGAGGAAACGUCAUCUCUUCAUCACUUCAAGAUCUCCAUACCCUGCCACAUGCUAACGCGAGGACAAAGGAUGAGCAACGCUCUUUCUGCUCUCGCAGGUCUCCCGCUUCCACCUGUUCGUUUCCACUUGAGUUAAGAACGCAUCUCUGGGUUCCCAUUAUUACAGACUACCUGACUGUGUCAGAUUCAUUUUGUCCUUGCUUUAAUUUUUCUUUCCUCCUUUCCCCUCAAUGCCUCUUGAGGGGGAAAGAGGGGCUAAACACAAGUUCAGUUCCUUCACCAGUAAGUGUGAGAUCAUUCGGCCCUUAUAGAGAUUUAAAAUGUGCAAUCUAACAAAGCUCUCAUUAGUUUGCUGGUUUUUCAAGGGUCCAUUCUGUGUGUAGAGAGCGCAGCUAGUCUUCCGUUUCUGUUUAUGUUGCUGAUCGAUGCUUGCAGUAGCCUGCCAUUAAUUAACUUUUUGCACAGCUGCUAGCCCUGCAGGUAGGUUAGUAUUUAUAGGUGUCUUCUCGGGUUGUGUAACCCACUUGUGACAAAGGGAUUUCAUGAUUAUAAACUUUAGAAACUAUGGUAAAGGAGAAAAAAACGACAACAAAAAAUCUCAAUCCAGCUCUAUAAAUAUA